AGAGCAGUGCCCAGAGCACUAUAGUACCCAGAGUACACUUCAGCUUGGCUAUCUCCUCUCUGAGUGGCCUUCAUCCCUCUGGCUCUCAGUUUCCUUGUGCAUAAAAAAGAUUGGGGCUCCACCUGAGACCAAGGCACUCUAAAUUUUAUUGCUUGGUGGAUUGUACCCUUGCCAACUUGGUCCCUGACGGGCUUUAGAGGCCAGUCACUUGGAUAAUUCCCAAAUCGGAUGGAUACCUGCAGGAAAACUGGGAAUCCAUUGCCCCCACAGAGCAGUCCAGCUGUUGCAAUGGACACUGGUGCUGCUGACUGCUUCCUGCGGAGGAGCCACCAGCCAACCCAGAGCAGGGGCUGGCCAGAGAAGCAGAUGGAUGCGUUGGACAGGCUAGUACGGACUCUAAACACAGCAUGUGGGAAAUGCCGUGUCCCUGGGAAAUACCCAUGUCCUGGGGAAGAGGUCACUUAGCGGUGCAGUUUAAAAUUUACUCAAACUGGACUCUGAAUGCUGCCCCUGCCACCAACCCUGACCUUGGGCAGGUUCCUUUGCAGCACCCCUUGUCCUCAAUCUACAACUGCAGUAAGGAGCAAGGUCCCCGGGCUACCAGCACCACAGGUAUCUUAGUAAAUGUUAGGAGCAGUUGUGAUCUUGUGUCCUUCACCCCCAGGCCUCUCAGGGGAUUGGGACUGAGUAUCUCCGCAGGGCUGGAAAGCCCAGGCUCCAGGCCACAGUUCCAGCCGUGGCAAGCAGCUCGGUUCUGAGAUGUGCCAACUGGGAUGUGAUUAGAUUUCUGAUUGUGGAGCUUCAGCAUUGUGGCCAGAACAGGAGGGCAGCAGUGUUUAUGGCAAGCUGCUUGGAGCCAAACUGCCCUUUUCAAGGUCUCCCCAGCUCUUUCCUCCAGCCCCUUGUUUUUGGGUCUCGGCCAGAAGAGGGAAACAAAGCAGUAUGGUGCUCCCCGUCUCCCCAAUCCAGACAGAGGGGGAUAGGAAGCAGGAAGAGCCCGAUUGCCUCUCAGAGCAUGCUAUAAAACUGGCCUGCCCACCCAGAGUGGCUCUAGCUCCAUCCUGGAGGCCCAAGUCUUGCUCACUCAGGCGGAUCUGCCUUCUUGGCAAAGCUGGACUCGCAACUCAGGUCUGUCUCUUUUCCCCAUCCUUUACUCAGACAGCUCACAAGUGCCCUGCCGGGAAGGGCGAUUAAGUAGCACUAAGUGUAUUUUUCCAGUGUCCACCUGAUAAAAAGAAAAUAAAACAAAAUCAAGGAGGUCAAGGAUUGAACUUUCGUUUUUUUUUCCCCCCCUCUCCCCUCAAGGGGCGAGGGGAAUCACAUGGCCGGGAGUAACUGAUUUAGCCAAGUGGCUGCAACUCAGUUUGCUGCAGAGCCGCCCCCUCCCGGCGGGAGCGCUGACGUCACGGAAAAGCCCCGUCGCGGGGCCGCCGGGCGCGCUAUAAACGGCUGCGGGCCGCGGUGGCUUUGGGAGACGGCCGUGCCAGCGGAUGCCACACGGCCUCGGGCUGCGGAACCGGCAUCGCAGGCGGGCAGCAGGCUCCGCAGCAGGCGGCGGGCUUUGUGCGGACCGACGGCGGACGCCCACCCCGCGGCCGGGUGCAGCCAAGACCCCACAAUGACUCUGAAUAACGUCACCAUGCGCCAGGGCACUGUGGGCAUGCAGCCACAGCAGCGCUGGAGCAUCCCUGCUGACGGCAGGCAUCUGAUGGUCCAGAAGGAUCCCCACCCUUGCAGCCUCCGAAACUGCCACUCCAGCACUCACGAAGACCACUGCCGACAGAGCUGGUCCUCCGACUCCACAGACUCCGUCAUCUCCUCUGAGUUGGGAAACACCUACUACCGAGUGGUGCUUAUAGGGGAGCAAGGGGUGGGCAAGUCCACCCUGGCCAACAUCUUUGCAGGUGUACAUGACAGCAUGGACAGCGACUGUGAGGUCCUGGGAGAAGAUACAUAUGAGCGCACCCUGUUCGUUGAUGGAGAGAGUGCAACCAUUAUCCUCCUGGACAUGUGGGAAAAUAAGGGGGAGAAUGAAUGGCUUCAGGACCACUGCAUGCAGGUUGGGGAUGCCUACCUCAUCGUCUACUCCAUCACAGACCGAGCGAGCUUUGAGAAGGCCUCUGAACUAAGGAUCCAGCUCCGCAGGGCCCGGCAGACGGAAGACAUUCCUAUCAUUUUGGUUGGCAACAAAAGUGACUUAGUGCGGUGCCGAGAAGUGUCUGUGUCAGAAGGGAGAGCUUGCGCCGUGGUGUUUGACUGCAAAUUCAUUGAGACUUCUGCGGCCGUGCAGCACAACGUGAAGGAACUGUUUGAAGGCAUCGUGCGGCAGGUCCGCCUGCGCCGAGACAGCAAGGAGAAGAAUGAGAGGAGGCUGGCCUACCAGAAGAGGCGGGAGAGCAUCCCCCGGAAAGCCCGGCGCUUCUGGGGCAAGAUUGUGGCCAAGAACAACAAGAACAUGGCCUUCAAGCUCAAGUCAAAAUCCUGCCAUGACCUCUCUGUGCUCUAGGCAGCCAGUGUCACCAGAUGUCUCCCUGAUGGACAUCGCUGAAGGCCUUUGGGACCAGUGAUCUAUAUUAGAUUGAAUACAUAGCAUUGUGAGCAGCGGCUUCCCCCUUGCAGAUGGGGACCAGCAGGUUAGCCUCCUGGGCAACCACAUGCCCAGACAAGGAGAGAUCUUUGUCGAGAGUCAGUAUUUAUUCAGAGGAGUAGCUUGACCUGCUACAUGGACGCCUGAGACUCACUUAAGGGCAUGUUUGGGGUUCACAUGGGUUUUUUCCUCUUCUUUGGGCAGCAGAAUAUUGAAGCUUAUGAAGAAUACCUAGAACAGGAGUGUCUCCUCAUUGGGGUUUUGCCCAGUUUUGUUCUAUGUGGAUUUGACGCCCGUGAGUCAUAAAGCAAUCUAGGGAACUGGUGGCAGUUUAUCGGAAGGAGGAGGGCUUUCUGCAUACCUCACUCCCUGAAAUGACAGGUGUAGGGCUGGCCCCAUCAUAGUCGGGACACUUACUGCUCCAUCCCACUGUGAAGGGACGUGCUGGCAUUUGCUGGAAACUAAGGCUUACUAACAGUUUUUGUUUAAAGACCACAGAGAUUUGUAGACUAAGAGGUGAUAGAUGUAGCACUUAUAGGUUCAAAAAAAUUGUUUACUUAUGUGUCUAACAAGUGUUUAUUUUGAGGAAACUAUUUUCGUCAAAUUCUACUUAGUUAAAUCUUCUUUUAUGUUUUGUUGUUUUUGAAAUCAUGGAGCUAUCAUAAAAUGUUUUUUAAAAAUCUCAACUAUUGGUAACCUGGAGUGCAAAAUGAUUGCACUUUAAAUAUAAUCCAAGGUUUUUUCCCCCAAAGCAUAAAAAGGUCUCAUCCUUUGGGUUGAUCCUUGUAUGCCACAGCUGUGUUCUAUUUAUUAUUAUUUUGCAAAUAGCCAUUUUAACAUUUGAUAAAACAUAUUUAUGAACAUAUUUCUUACUGAGAAAAAUGUCUGUUUUAUUAUCUUUUUUAUCUUUUUCAAAAUAUGCAAGUUUUUACCUAUAUGUCUUAUA
This is a messenger RNA of Peromyscus californicus insignis, 3533 nucleotides long. RefSeq names its product GTP binding protein overexpressed in skeletal muscle (gene Gem). Gene Ontology annotation, biological process: negative regulation of high voltage-gated calcium channel activity. The record is from RefSeq and is a predicted model, not a curated record. Bases 1619 to 2506 code for a protein of 295 amino acids. Lineage: Eukaryota; Metazoa; Chordata; Mammalia; Rodentia; Cricetidae. Gene Ontology annotation, cellular component: plasma membrane. The transcript has 5 exons. Gene Ontology annotation, molecular function: GTPase activity; calcium channel regulator activity; GTP binding.